Mya arenaria is the source of this 612-nucleotide messenger RNA. RefSeq lists its product as uncharacterized. Gene Ontology annotation, molecular function: protein binding. The transcript has 2 exons. The record is from RefSeq and is a predicted model, not a curated record. NCBI's taxonomy places the organism in Eukaryota, Metazoa, Mollusca, Bivalvia, Myida, Myidae. Bases 1 to 612 code for a protein of 203 amino acids.
AUGCUGUUGAUUGUUUACUCACUUCUUUUCACUAGCUGUAUCUUGGCUUGGACGCCUGUUGAUGAUUUCAGGGACGAGUUUUAUAGUAAACUCAAAGCACUAGAAUAUGAUCUGGCAGAAACGAAACAUGAACUGGCAGAAACGAAACAUGAAGUGGCAGAAACAAAACAUGAACUGGCAGGGACGAAACAUGAACUGGCAGAAACGAAACAUGAAAUGGCAGAAACGAAACAUGAACUGGCAGAAACGAAACAUGAACUGGCAGAAACGAAACAUGAAGUGUCAGUUUUGAGAAACAAACAUGAGCACGAUACGGAUCGAGCGGCUCGGCAAAUCGUAUACACCCCAUCCCAGGUCGCCUUCCAUGCUUACCUGACCGUGCAUCCAACCGGCCUAGCCCUCCAUGACGUGAUCCCCUUCGACAUGACCAAGCUUAACGCGGGAAAUGCCUUCGACCCAAGCACGCAUGUAUUUACGUGUCCAUUCAACGGCAUUUACGUCUUCCAGUCGGCACUCAUGUCGGAACCAAACGACAUGGUUCAGACGGAGAUCGUCAUCGACGGCGCUGAAGAAGUUGCCGCCAUGUUUUCAAUGAUUGACAGAAGAACAUGA